UCCAGAUUAAAUUAUUUAAGAUCAGCAAUGGGAAAGUACUGAGACAGCGGACGGGGACAGAGAGGGACGUGCUUUCACUGUCCGCGAACACACCGUUUAUUGGAUUUUAUUUAUUUAGACGGAUAGACUACCAAUUUUGGAUAUCGACUUCGCCAGCUGAACAGCGAUGAAAGGCUUGCGGUUCGUUUUUCUCCUGGUUUGUGCCGUCUUCGUUGGUCGAGCUGAUGGACUCAAAACAUACGGUGACAUGUUUCCCCACAAGCACGUAGGGAAGUCCCCGUUUCCAAUUCCACCAAUCCCUGGCUGGGAUCCAGACACCAACCCAUGGGACGACUACCUCUACCCUCCACUAAACCCCAAGCCAAAACAACUCAUGCACCACAAAGGUAAACCAAAGGUUCAUCUGACCAGCGACAGUCCGGCUCUCAAUGGCUCCUGCAUCUCCUUCACCGCGAAGUUGGAGUACCCUCCGUGCCAGAGGGAGGAUGCCAACGGGGACGUUGUUUGGGAUGAGCACUGCCAGGACGGUACGGAGCUCGAGGCGUCAGCCAAUGGACAAGUGCGGAGCGGCUACGUGUACAACUGGACCUCCUGGUUGGACGACUAUGGCUUUGGAAAGUGUACAGACUUGAAAAAAUGCAACGUGUUCCCCGAUGGGAAGCCCUUUCCUCAGCGCAACGACUGGAGCCGAAAGAGCUACGUUUACGUGUGGCACGCGAUGGGCCAGUACUUUGAGACGUGCGGCGGUUCCUCCUCCAGUUUGACCGUCAACACCACCAACAUCCCACUGGGCGCAGAGGUCAUGGAGGUCAUGGUCUACAGGAAACGUGAGCGCAGAAAGUACAGCCCCCUCAGCACCGACAACAGCGUCUUCUAUGUCACAGAUAAGAUCCCAGUUGCAGUUGAAAUUUCCCAGAAGGCCGCAGCCAACCAGUCCGAGAACAUUUUCGUUCGCGGCGAGGACGUGCUCUUCAAAGUCCAGCUCCACGACCCCAGCGGGUACCUCAGAACGGCGGCCGCCAUCGACUACAUCUGGGACUUCAGAGACGGCAACCAGCUGGUGACCCACCGCGACGUGACCACACACGCCUACAGCGCGCUGGGGAGUAUGAGUGUGAAGCUGGUGGUAGAGGCGGCGUUCCCUGCAGAGUGUCCACCCACCUCCGCCACCCCGACACACGGGAGCUCCAAGUCCUCACCGGCCACAGAUGCUCCCACCCCUCCACGUCCUGGUACUCAUGCUGGGACUGUCAAGAUGGAGACAACCCCAGUGCCACUCAGCACCAGGCAGGCCCUUCCCUCCUCCUCUCCUGCUGCCAUGACAACCAAACUGCCAACCACAGAGAGCCUCUUCCCGACCGUUGACAACACGACCCCAGAGUGGAACCCCACCACCCCGGCCUGGCUCCGCACAGGGAACCUCAACAGCAACGAGUGCUACCGCUACGCCUACGGCACCUUCAGUGCAAACAUCACCAUUGUUGAGCCCAAGCAGGCAUUGAGCAGCAAGUCAAAGAGCCGCAUUGUGAGUGUGCUGGCUGCCCGAAUGACCGACACGGACGUCGGCUUCCUGGUGAAAUGUCUGGGAAACAUCCCCACUUCAGCCUGCACCAUCGUGUCGGACCCCGCCUGCACUCAGGUGCACAGUAUCAUGUGCGAUGACGUGGCGCCAUCAUCGCAGUGUGAAGUGCAUCUCAGACGGACGUUUCCGGCGCCCGGCACCUACUGUGUCAACAUCACCCUGGAGGACGCCGGGAGCCUGACGCUGACCAGCACCACCGUCACCAUCAACAAGUCCCAGGACGCGCCCGCGUCCAGGACUUCACACACUGCAGUGCUGCUGUCUUCGACCGCCGUGCUGGUGGCCGUUUUGGCAUUUGCGGCCUAUCUGGUCUGCAAGCGUCAAAAGGUGUACCGUCCCAGCCAGUGGUCACUGUUCGAGGACGCCAGCGGCCAUUCUGGGGUCGGAGGACGUGUGAGCCGCUUCAAGGAGGCACUCUUCCCCUCCAGCGAGGAGAGCCAUCACCUUCUGACCGAGAGACGUCCUGUGUGAGCUCCGUAAAGCUGCACCAACGCUCUGAUCUUUUCCUGCGUGGCAGUGGACGAGGUGGCUGCUAGAUGAAGUCUGCUCGAGCCACGGUUGUUUUCAGAUCAAAAGAAUUGUUUUAUUGCAAAUAAAAUUGCAAAUAAGUGCUGCUUCACAGUAGAUAAUCGUGAUACUAAUCAAGAGUUUAGAAUGACAUCCGUGAGUUAGUUCCAGGAUGAAAAGGUAGUGGCAUUGCAUGCCCUUCCUAAGUGGAAUUAAUUGAACGGGAAAUUUUAAAAGAUGAAAAAACUAAUUCAAUAAAUUUAGUGAGAACCUGACGACUUUAAUAAAGGUUGUAAACUAACCGCUAAUUGAAGACAGUGAUUUCUCUCCAUAUCUAGUCGUUCUUUUACCAACAUUACUUCACUACAAAUUAUGCACAUAUCAUUUUUAACCAUUCAAUUAUUUUAGGUUGAGAAUAAAGUAUAAAAUAAGACAAAUUUAA
Messenger RNA from Gasterosteus aculeatus aculeatus (three-spined stickleback), 2531 nucleotides. It is a transcript of the gene gpnmb, whose product is annotated as glycoprotein (transmembrane) nmb. Gene Ontology annotation, biological process: cell adhesion. The record is from RefSeq and is a predicted model, not a curated record. Gene Ontology annotation, cellular component: plasma membrane. Lineage: Eukaryota; Metazoa; Chordata; Actinopteri; Perciformes; Gasterosteidae. Gene Ontology annotation, molecular function: integrin binding.